CUAUAGAGAUGCAAAAAGUGAGAGAGCGUCACACUGUUUUGGUUGACUUCCAGUCAACCAAGUCAAGCAGGAGCCGCACCAUACCGGAAGUUGGACUUGAUGCGUCAGUCUAGCCCUCAUAUUCUAUGACCGGUCGCCAUGGCUUCGUUGGGUGAACUGGGUGCCUGUCUCUUGGUGGCCCUUCUUUGGGGAGGAACCAAUCCAUUUCUGAAAAAGGGAACAGAAGGUCUGGAGCAAGUGAAGAAGGAGAGACGGAGCCUGCAGCUCCUGGCAGAAAUGAAGUUCCUUUGCCUCAAUUACAGGGUUGUGGUGCCAUUUGUUCUCAACCAGUGUGGUUCCUUGGUCUACUAUCUGACUUUAGCAUCCACAGACCUUACCUUGGCGGUGCCUCUUUGCAACUCUUUGGCUCUAGUCUUCACUUUAGCAACAGGGAAGGUACUUGGAGAAGAGAUUGGCGGCCCAAGAGCUGCCUUGGGAAUGCUGCUAACUGUCUCUGGAGUCGCUCUCUGCAUCGCUGGGUCUGGGCCUGAGAAGCAGCUCUGAUGAGGCUCUUUGGACUCAAGAGUAGAUGAGCCUCAAGGGAAGGCAAUGGCAAAUAUCUCCUGAUCAAACCGUGCCAAGAAAGGCCCCAAUCGGUUCAUCUCAGGAUCACAGUUGAAGUCACACAACAACAACAACAACAACUUUGUGUCUGCCAGUCAGAGUCUAGAUGCACAGAUUCCUCUGCUUUUGGUAAAGUUUUAAAAAAACUUCUUAUAGUGCAGUCAAUGAACUGUGAAUGGCACCAAAGUACUGUUAAAGGUUUCCCAUUUAGAUUUCCCUUGAUGCAGCCCCCUGGUUGGUGCCACUAUGGCUACUAAAAGGUCACAAUUCGUACCCAUAUUCCCAUUCAACCACUACAAUAUUUUCUUCACUUCCAAACAUUACAGCAGCAAAUAGCCAAGCUUCCAUCCUCUUGCAAAACCAGUGAUCCUGGGCUUUUGGUUCCUGUCAGUCUCCACUUCUAUGACUCUUUUAAAGGAAAGAACGUGAUGGUUUUACACAUUUAUUUUACGGAUUUCCAUGAGAGAGGGCGAGAGCAAAGACCGCCCCAAACCUCACUCACAGGGGAAUCAAAAAUGGGCCUCUGAUGUUAGGGUCAUUUCUCCGACGCAGCCGCCUUUCCCCAAGUUGGAAGGAAAUGGUACUUUUGGGUCACUUCCUGUCCUGGGUCUCCGGCCGAGCGCCGAAUAGGAUGAACCGCCUGCACUUUGUCGGUGGGCUCGACCUGUUUAUCACAGAAAGAGUUGGGAGAAAAUAAAAGAUGUACAAAAGACGAGAACACUGGAAGAAACGUUUACAAAGGUGAAAAAGGAUACAGAAAUAAAAGAAGCUUGUUUCAUUGUUGCAGAACAAGCUUUGCUCCCAUAAAAACCUAAUAUGUGCCAAAGCAAAUAAACCCCACUCUUUUUAAAGCUGGAAUGCAUUGGUUGCUUCUGUUAUGCAAGAUGCAUGCAAUAAAAAUACUUCCAUAAGUGCUAACAAUAAUAAUAAUAAUGUUAUUUCUUACCUGCCUCAUCUUGUGGCUUGAGGCAUCGCUACAAACACGUAACUGUUAUACAAAAUACACAUAUGAAAAUGUAUUUCUUUUAUCUUUGUGUUCAUGCAGCCUGCUCUUGUUUUACUGUUUUUUGAUUCCUUGAUGUGAUGUUUAUUAUUAUCUAUUGUAUUACUUUUAAUUAUGCUAUGAUAUGCUGUUUUUAUAUUUUAUUAUAUUGUAUUGCUCUGCGCAUGGCCCCAUGUUAGCCGCCCCGAGUCCCCGCUGGGGAGAUGGUGGCGGGGUAUAAAUAAAGUUUUUUUAUUAUUAUUAUUAUUAUUUCUACAAAUUACAUACUGUAUAUAUUCGAGUAUAAGCCUAGUUUUUCAGCCCUUUUUUUAAGACUGAAAAAGCCCCCCUUGGCUUAUACUCGGGUGAGGGUCUUGGUUGGCUUAUAUUUGGGUCAGCUUAUACUCGAGAAUAUAUGGUACAUUUAUUAUUUUUCUCUAUUAUUAUUGGUAUUAUUACAUUUAUUGUUUUUCUCUAUUAUUGUUGCUACUAUUACAUUUAUUUUACUCUAUUUUUAUUAUUAAUACAUUUAUUAUUUCACUCUGAUCUUAUUAUUAUUAUUAUUGCAUUUAUUAUUUUACUCUAGUUAUUAUUACAUGUAUUAUUUUCCUGUAUUUAUUAAUAUUAUUAUUACAUGUAUUAUUUUACUCUAUUAUUAUUAAAAGACUACAUAAGCAUAUUUACAUUGAAGAAGAUGGGAAAAAUGAUUUGAUCAGAGUUGGACAGUCUUAUCUUAAAUUUGAGCUUUUUGUAAAUAUUCAAAAACAUUUAACCUACUGAUGCCUCAAUUAAUGUAAUUUUAUUGGUAUCUAUUUUUAUUUCUGAAAUUUACCACCCUCGGCUUAUACUGGAGUCAAUGUUUUCCCAGUUUUUUGGUAGUAAAAUUAGGUGCCUCGGCUUAUAUUCGGGUCGGCUUAUACUUGAGUAUAUAUGGUAUGUUAAAAUACACAGAGCAAAGAUUAAAAUGUAGUGGUUACAAGACGAGA
This is a messenger RNA of Anolis carolinensis (green anole), 2571 nucleotides long. RefSeq names its product transmembrane protein 234 (gene tmem234). NCBI's taxonomy places the organism in Eukaryota, Metazoa, Chordata, Lepidosauria, Squamata, Anolidae. The record is from RefSeq and is a predicted model, not a curated record. Bases 139 to 543 code for a protein of 134 amino acids. The transcript is spliced from 5 exons.